GCAAUACAGGUGGCAACGCCAAAGACAGAUUGUUUAUAUCGCUCGACUUCUCGAGUUUGACUUUUAAUUUUUUAAUAAAUUUUACGGCAAUUGCUAUGCAGAUAACAAUCAAGGUGCUGAAGGGCAAGGACUGCACCAUCGAGGUGGCGCCGACAUCGACGAUUCUGGAGGUGAAACACCAGAUCGAGGCGGAACUGCAGAUAUCGGCUACAAAUCAAAAGCUACUGCUGUUGGGGCGACCGCUUAACAAUGAACAGACAAUUGCGUCAUAUCCCAACAUCAAGGAGGGCACCAAACUCAAUCUGGUGGUGAUAAAGCCCUGUUUAAGGGACAGCAUCCUGCGGGGAUUCCGCAAGCACUAUUCGGAGCCCCUAGCUGAGCGUAUGACCAAUGAGUUUAUGGCCGACUUCGAGCGGAAAAUCAACGAGCAGAGCCUGGACGACCUGGAGAGACUGGCGGACAGCAUAGUCAACAGAGCGGCCACAUAGCGCCAUUGAAGACCCAAUACCAACCACCACCACCCCCUCCAAAAAUAUGAUGGAAGUCUAUCCUUACAGCAUAAUAUUUUUAUUUCCCCCCUUUAAAAAAACAAACUAACUAAAAAAUAUGAGGUAGUAAAAAUUAAGACUUGACUGAAAACACACGGCCCAUAUUCUUUUUUGCGACGGUCUGGCAACGCUCCACCGGCCAGUUGCAGUCUUUGGCUGUGUGCGUGCGUGCCUGUGUGUGUGAGAAGAAGAAAGAGAGGAGAAAUGCGUGUGCUGUCGUGCAAAUUUCUUGGCCGAGUUGUUAACUCCGCGCUGCCCCAACAAAUCAUUUCACUGCGAUCCCUGUCCAAAACCAGUGCAGCUAUGGUGAAAGUAGGAGACUCCCUGCCAUCGGUGGAUCUGUUCGAGGACUCGCCAGCCAACAAAAUCAACACCGGCGAUCUCGUCAAUGGCAAGAAGGUGAUCAUCUUCGGCGUUCCCGGCGCCUUCACUCCAGGCUGCUCAAAGACCCACUUGCCCGGCUAUGUGAGCUCCGCCGAUGAGCUGAAGUCCAAGCAGGGCGUGGACGAGAUUGUCUGCGUUUCGGUCAACGAUCCCUUUGUGAUGUCCGCCUGGGGCAAGGAGCACGGAGCCGCGGGCAAGGUGCGCCUCCUAGCUGAUCCCGCCGGCGGUUUCACCAAGGCCCUGGAUGUGACCAUCGAUCUGCCACCACUUGGCGGCGUGCGCUCAAAGCGCUACUCGCUGGUGGUGGAGAACGGCAAGGUGACCGAGCUGAAUGUCGAGCCCGAUGGCACCGGACUCAGCUGCUCGCUGGCCAACAACAUUGGCAAGAAGUAAAUGGAAUCCAGUCAGCCCGAAAACACUAGAAACUCAUACAUGCUAAUGCUAGGCCGCAAUGAUAUCAAUUACGUCUUCAAAAGAACUAUGUAAAACGUACAAUAUAUAUGCGAUUAGAGAUGUU
Molecule: messenger RNA, 1449 nt
Organism: Drosophila melanogaster (fruit fly)
Lineage: Eukaryota; Metazoa; Arthropoda; Insecta; Diptera; Drosophilidae
Gene: Prx5
Product: peroxiredoxin 5
Exons: 4
Coding region: 753-1325 (190 amino acids)
Biological process (GO): cellular oxidant detoxification; cell redox homeostasis; cellular response to oxidative stress
Molecular function (GO): thioredoxin-dependent peroxiredoxin activity; oxidoreductase activity
Source: RefSeq, marked reviewed